This is a messenger RNA of Penicillium cinerascens, 1796 nucleotides long. RefSeq lists its product as uncharacterized. Lineage: Eukaryota; Fungi; Ascomycota; Eurotiomycetes; Eurotiales; Aspergillaceae. The transcript has 4 exons. The coding region runs from base 33 to 1796 and encodes 587 amino acids. Gene Ontology annotation, biological process: glycerol catabolic process. Gene Ontology annotation, molecular function: glycerone kinase activity; ATP binding. Gene Ontology annotation, cellular component: cytosol. The record is from RefSeq and is a predicted model, not a curated record.
CGUACUGAACAAAAUCCCCAACAACCUUCACCAUGCAGACCAAGCACUUCUUCACCGAUCCGACCCAUUUGGUCAUGACCGCCCUUAACUCCAUCACUCUUACCAACCCGUCCCUUGCAUUCGACGCCGAGCACAAGAUCGUUUUCCGCCGUCCAGAUGCGCCCCGCAAGGCCAAUAAGGUCUCCAUCGUCACCGGUGGUGGAUCGGGCCACGAACCCGCAUUUGCCGGCUACGUUGGCCAGGGUCUCUGCGAUGCUGCUGUCGCCGGUACCGUCUUCGCUUCUCCCUCCGCGGAGCAGAUCCGCAGAGCUGCAAUUGAUCGGGUCCCCACCGAGGCCGGUGUUCUGAUCAUCCCCAACAACUAUACGGGCGAUGUGCUCAACUUCGGUAUGGCCACGGAGAAGUCCCGUGCUGCGGGCAUUCGCACGGAGUUUUUUGCGAUCAAUGACGACGUGAGCGUUGGUCGUAAGAAGAGCGGCAAGGUUGGCCGUCGUGGUCUGAGUGGUGGUGUGCUUAUUUUGAAAUCAAUUGGUGCUUUGGCUGAAGCUGGAGGCUCUUUGGAUGAGGUCUAUGCUCUUGCUCAGUUGGUCAAUGACAACAUGCUCACCAUUGGCUCCUCUCUGGAACACGUCCAUAUUCCCGGCCGUGGAGUGCCCGAAGAUACGAUCCCACCCGGCCAGAUCGAGGUCGGCAUGGGCAUUCACAACGAGCCCGGUUCCCACCGUGACAAGGCGGACCUGAUUCCGGUGAUCUCGACUAUGCUGAGCCAGAUGCUUGACGAGACCGACCCUGACCGCGCUUAUGUAUCCCGCAAGUCUGGAGAUGAUUUCGUCCUGUUGAUCAACAACCUCGGUGGUGUCAGCCCGCUCGAGUUGUCUGGUAUCCUUGACGAAGUCCACCGCCAGCUUGUCCGUGACUACAAGAUCAAGCCCGUCCGCGUGAUCCAGGGGACUUUCUUGACCAGUCUGAACGGCCUGGGCUUCAGCAUCUCGCUUCUGCGCCUGGCUGACACCGGCCUCGGUGCUGGCAAGUCUAUGCUCGAGCUUAUCGAUGCUCCCGCUGAGGCUCUGGGCUGGUCUGCCCCGAUCCCCACAUCGGUCUGGGAGAACCGGAUCGACACCUACCCAAAGGUCCAGGACUCCAACUUGGCUGAAAGUGCCCCCAGCAACGUGAAGCUGGACCCUGCUGUGAUCAAGACGGUUCUCGGAGCCGGCCUGGCACGCGUGAUCAAGGCCGAGCCCGAAGUGACUCGCUUCGACACGAUCGUGGGCGACGGCGACUGCGGUGUGGGUCUGAAGCGUGGAGCCGAAGCCAUUCAGGCUCUGCUGGAGAAGCCUUUGAGCGACGAUGCCGUCAAUACAGUGAACCAAAUCGUGACGGUCGUGGAGAACGUGAUGGACGGCACUUCGGGCGCGAUCUACGCGAUCUUCCUGAACGCGCUGGCCCACGGACUUCGCGAGCAGGACACGGGUUCAGUCCUCCAGGCCUCGACCGAGGUCUGGGCCAAGGCCCUGAAACACUCCGUCACUGCCCUGGGCAAGUACACGCCUGCCAAGCCCGGCGACCGGACUCUCAUGGAUGCGCUUGUGCCGUUCUGCGAUACUCUCCUUGAGACACACGAUAUCCGCGUUGCGGCGGCUGCUGCUCAGCAGGGCACUGAGUCGACGAAGAGCAUGAAGGCUAGUCUCGGUCGCUCCGUGUAUGUUGGCGGAGAGUCGGAGUGGAUCGGUAAGGUGCCGGAUCCCGGUGCUUAUGGUCUCACGGAGUUCUUGACUGGAAUUGCCGAGUCUGCGUAA